UGGGUGGCCAGCAUCGAUGUGGUGGAGAACGAGGAGGCCAGUGCCAGUGUCAUUGUCCGAAUGACAGACUCCUUCACCGAGCAGGCGGACCAGGUCACUGCCGAGGUCGGAAAGCUCCUGGGUGAAGAGAAGGUGGACGCGAUUCUCUGCGUGGCCGGAGGAUGGGCCGGGGGCAACGCCAAGUCCAAGUCUCUCUUUAAAAACUGUGACCUGAUGUGGAAGCAGAGCGUGUGGACGUCGGCCAUCUCCAGCCACCUGGCCGCCAAGCACCUCAAGGAAGGCGGCCUCCUGACCUUGGCCGGCGCCAAGGCCGCCCUCGACGGGACCCCCGGGAUGAUCGGCUACGGCAUGGCCAAGGGUGCCGUCCACCAGCUCUGCCAGAGCCUGGCCGGGAAGAACAGCGGCAUGCCCGCCGGGGCGGCCGCCAUUGCUGUGCUCCCGGUCACCCUGGACACCCCGAUGAACAGGAAAGCGAUGCCCGAGGCUGACUUCAGCUCCUGGACGCCCUUGGACUUCCUGGUCGAAACCUUCCACGACUGGAUCACGGGGAAAAGCCGCCCGAGCUCUGGAAGUCUGAUCCAGGUGGUGACGGUGGAGGGCAGGACGGAGCUCACCCCGGCGUAUUUUUAGGCUUUAUCGCGGCCCGAGAGCGCCCUUCUAGAAAAGCCACUAGCCCAUCAGUGCCCCCCUGGCCCCGUGUCUUCUGUGACCUGCCGUGUGCCAUGUAUGACUCAGUGCUGUGCCCUCACUAACGUGCAGUUGCCCUCCUGGGACGUGUGCUGUGCUCACGUGAAGCGUAGCGUGUGAGGGGGAGGCCGGCGGGCAGCAACCGCCAUGUCGGCCAGACCGUCCACGUCGAUGUCCCGUCGGGGCUCCGUGACCCGCUCUGUCCCUGACGCUGGCCCCCGUCUUGAUUAGGCCGGUGCUUCGUUGGUGCCGGGGUUCUGAAGGCCAAACUGAUUGAGUCCCGUUUACGUCUUAAAUGUAGUUUCUGCAGCCUUCAAUUAAACUGCCUUAAACUCCC
Molecule: messenger RNA, 1024 nt
Organism: Tupaia belangeri chinensis (Chinese tree shrew)
Lineage: Eukaryota; Metazoa; Chordata; Mammalia; Scandentia; Tupaiidae
Gene: QDPR
Product: quinoid dihydropteridine reductase
Biological process (GO): L-phenylalanine catabolic process; tetrahydrobiopterin biosynthetic process
Cellular component (GO): cytoplasm
Molecular function (GO): 6,7-dihydropteridine reductase activity; NADPH binding; NADH binding
Source: RefSeq, a predicted model, not a curated record